Eruca vesicaria subsp. sativa (arugula) is the source of this 1104-nucleotide messenger RNA. The record is from the annotation of a GenBank genome assembly. NCBI's taxonomy places the organism in Eukaryota, Viridiplantae, Streptophyta, Magnoliopsida, Brassicales, Brassicaceae.
AUGAAGCUCUGGAAACGAGCUGCUGCUGCGAUUAAAGACCGGAAAAGCUUACUAGCCGUAGAAUUCUCACGGCGAACUUCGUACCGGAACACUGAUCUCGAAGCAGCUAUCAUCAAAGCCACCUCCCACGACGACUCCUCCGUCGACUACUCGAACGCUCACCGCGUCUACAAAUGGAUCAAAGCCUCUCCUCUCAACAUGAAGACGCUAAUCCACUCUCUAUCCUCCCGCGUCAACCACACACGAAGCUGGAUCGUCGCGCUCAAAUCCUUGAUGCUUCUCCACGGUGUCCUCUGCUGCAAAGUGCCUUCAAUCCUCGCGGAGAUUCGUCGCCUCCCUUUCGAUCUCUCCGAUUUCACCGACGGACAUUCGUGCCUCAGCAAAACCUGGGGGUUCAACAUCUUCGUCCGAGCUUACUUCGCGUUCCUCAAUAACUACUCUUUCUUCACAUCCGAUCACAUUCAUCGAAGCCGCGCGAAUCUGCGGCUGGAGAAAGUCGAUUCGGUGAAUCAGCAGCUUGAUAGGAUACAGAAGCUCCAGUCUCUUCUUGACUUGAUUCUUCAGAUACGUCCUAUUGCUGACAACAUGAAGAGAGCGUUGAUUCUUGAAGCUAUGGAUUGCAUUGUCCUCGAGAGCAUCAAUAUAUACGGUCGAAUAUGCAACGGAAUCAUCAAGAUCCUCCCGAAUGCCGGGAAAACUGACGUGGCUGCGACUUUGAAGAUCGUCAACAAGGCGACCUUUCAGGGAGAAGAUCUCGCUUUGUACUUUGAAUUCUGCAGAGGCUUUGGGAUCUCAAACGCGCGGGAUACGCCUCAGUUCGUUAGUAUACCAGUGGCGGAAGUAGAAGCGAUGGAGAAAAUGGUCAGAAGCGUCGAAAAAGAUGAACAGAAGGAAGAAGAAGUAGUGGUGGAGGAGGAGAAAGCCAUUGUAUUGUUGGAGAAACCGAGAUUGCAGACGAUAAUAACCGAUAAAUGGGAAACUUUCGAAGACGACGAGUAUUGUUUCAGUGAAAAGGCUAUUCAAGAAUAUCAUCAAGAACCUCUGCCUAUUGUAGUAUCGAACCAACCAGUUUAUUACACAAUGCCAGAUUUGAUUACGUUCUAG